UUCGUCUCUCUUUCAAUUUUCAACUUGUAUUGUUGCACCAUCUCUGGCUUUUAUAAUUGAUUCAAUAAUAUUCCCAUAUUUUCCUUCGAAAAAACUCCUUCAAUUAUUUUUUUUGAUUUUCUCCUCUUGAAUAUUAUAUGUUGAUCAUCGAGAAGAUAUUUGCAAGGAUUGUAUAGCGUUUUGCCAAACUCGGAAAAUGCCCAUGGACCGAACUCUACGAUCAGAGAGCAUUAGAUCGCUGCACGUACUCUCGAUCGAGUGUCUGAAGGGGAGCUCGAAGGCCGACGAAUGGGCCGGAGACAUGCUCCAGACCGGCGAUAUCGUUGAGGAGAUUCAUAUUGGAUCCGGCUCAGGAUUGACUCACAAGGCGCCUUUUAAAGGCGGCAGGAGCGGUGUCCAGAGGAUCCUUCACAGCUCCUAUAAGAACAAGGAGACCUCGAUUCUCGUCCGAGUCAGGCGAGGCACCGACGAGUUCGCUCAGCUGCAAGCGUGUAUCGUGCCUAACGAGUCAGGCGGGAGAAAGCAGUACAUGCUGAGGUCUAUAGCGGAUCCAAAUUACGCUGUCGGGUUCUUAGAUCGGACUGAGUCUGAGUGCUUCGAGUUGCAAGCUUCAAGGAGCUCCAGGAUGGUCAGUGAACUAGAAAGGUCAAGGCUUCAGGAUGGAUACGUCUCAUAUCCGUGGGAGAGGAGGAUGCAGGAGGUUCUAUAUGUUCCCAACUCGAGCAGCUUUCUUUCCAUUCUCCUCCUUCCAAAGGCUUCAGAUCGAUUGGCCUCUCGAUACAACGACUUGGAGGAUACCCUUGCUCGAGCAAAUGCUUGGCUUAUUGCAUCUCAGGCCUCCGGGGUCCCCAUUGUUUUCAUGAAUAUCCAGACUGAAUCCUUGCUCACUAAGAUCUCUGGGGAAACUGCUUCAGCUACUGUGAAUGCUGGGUCAUUAUCUGAUUUAUCAAACCUAGCCAAUGCAAGUCUAUAUGGUUUUGAGGACUACCAUGGGGUUGACCUCGGAGUCGUUCGAGCGGUUCGCCUAUGGUACGCCCCUCUUGCCGAAGAAAUUGCGAUCGAGAUCAAAUUAAAAGAAGAUGACAUAAAGCUCGGGUUCGCCAUAAGCCGCACAGAAGAGGGAUUCAUCUACAUAUCAUCCGUCAUUGAUGGUGACGAAAACGUUCCAUCAACAAGAUCAGGACUCGCCACUCUCUACAGAGAAGCAUUGAACGCGUCCAGGAUGUUGGUCGUCUCAAGAUUAUCAAACCAGAAGGUUCUUCCAUGGAUGGUUUCGUCAACUGGAGCCGUUCGAUGUUUCGAUACCGUCUCCCUAAGUCAAAAGCUCUCACUACACCGGCAUGCCAAUGUGCCGAUUCUAAUGCACGUGUUCUUGUGGGAUCAAUCUUUGGUUUCCCGAGCUUUUAGCAGUGCCAGGCAGUGGGUUUCCUCUCCGUCAGCGUUACCAUUGCCCCCUGAGGUUAGAUUAGCACACCAACCUAACGACAAUCAAAUACUGCCUUUGCCACCUGAUGAACCAAAUGGUAGUAUACCCUCAAGCGACCAGCAGCCGGACCGCCGGUUACAGAGAGACACUGCCGGGGAGGUGUCCUUCAGGUUUCAUGAUUUUUCACUUCCUAAAAACUGGGUAUGAUUUUUCAUUUCCUGCUUCACCGUGUAUAUA
Hibiscus syriacus is the source of this 1663-nucleotide messenger RNA. RefSeq lists its product as uncharacterized. The record is from RefSeq and is a predicted model, not a curated record. NCBI's taxonomy places the organism in Eukaryota, Viridiplantae, Streptophyta, Magnoliopsida, Malvales, Malvaceae. The coding region runs from base 197 to 1633 and encodes 478 amino acids. The transcript is spliced from 4 exons.